Molecule: messenger RNA, 1803 nt
Organism: Lactuca virosa
Lineage: Eukaryota; Viridiplantae; Streptophyta; Magnoliopsida; Asterales; Asteraceae
Source: the annotation of a GenBank genome assembly
AUGUCUGGUAACCUAGACAGCCCAGUUCAAACACAAAUGGCUCUAUCAGUUUUCAAGAGUCCUGUAGGAAGGAAUCACCAUGGAAACGACACAAUGGAAGGAGUGAAACUGAAAACCACAGGUAGAAGACGUAUCUUCAUUCAAACAGAAAGCGGAUGCGUAUUAGGAAUGGAUCUGGAUCGAAACGAUAACGCACAUAUGGUCAAAAGAAGGUUACAAAUCGCCCUCAAUGUCCCAACCGAAGAGAGUUCUUUAACUUUUGGAGAUUUAAUCUUGAAAAACGACUUAAGCGCCAUUCGCAACUAUUCCCCUCUUCUCCUAACAAGAAACUUAAUCCACCGAAGCUCUUCAAGCCCAUGUCUUUCCCCUUCAGGUAGAGACAUCCAACAGAGAGACAGAUCCGGACCCAUUGAAAUCCUGGGGCAUUCUAGUAAUUUCACAAAAACUAAAGAACUCGUGAAGGAGAUUGCAAUCGCGUUAAACAACGGAAUCGACCCGAUUCCAGUUCAUGGAGGCCUAGGUGGCGCUUAUUACUUCAGAAACAUCAAUGGUGAAAGUGUCGCAAUUGUGAAACCAACAGAUGAAGAACCAUUUGCACCCAAUAAUCCAAAAGGGUUUGUAGGUAAAGCCCUUGGUCAACCAGGGUUAAAAAGGUCAGUUCGUGUUGGUGAAACCGGUUAUCGUGAGGUAGCAGCUUACCUUCUUGAUCACAACCACUUUGCUAAUGUCCCCCCUACUGCCCUUGUCAAAAUCACUCACUCCAUCUUCAAUGUCAAUGAUGUAAGCGGGACCCGAGAGAAGAACAAAAAGAAACAUUUCAGCAAAAUCGCUUCUUUCCAACAAUUUAUCUCACACGAUUACGAUGCGAGUGAUCACGGGACUUCAAAUUUCCCGGUUUCAUCCGUGCACCGUAUCGGGAUUUUAGACAUACGAAUCUUUAACACGGACCGACACGCGGGGAAUCUUUUGGUUCGAAUUGGUGGAGGGCAAUUUGGUCAAGUUGAAUUAAUCCCGAUUGAUCACGGACUCUGUUUACCUGAAAACUUAGAAGAUCCGUAUUUUGAAUGGAUUCAUUGGCCACAAUCUUCGAUUCCAUUCUCGGAAGAUGAACUCGAUUACAUCGAAUCACUCGAUCCGUUUCGUGACUCUGAAAUAUUGAAAUCCGAGCUCCCGAUGAUCCGUGAAGCGUGUCUUCGUGUUCUUAUCCUCUCCACUGUUUUCCUAAAAGAAGCCGCUCGAUUCGGGCUGUGUUUGGCGGAGAUCGGGGAGAUGAUGAGCCGGGAGUUCCGGCGGGGGGAGGAGGAGCCGAGCGAACUCGAGGCACUGUGCAUGGCGGCAAGGCGGGCGGUGGUGGCUGAGCGGGAGAAACACCGGGAACAACAACCCUUUGUCUUAUCAUCUCCGAAAAGAGAAGUUCAAGUUCAAGAAGAUGGGAUUGUGUUUGAGAUUGAUGACAUCAGCCCUAUUUCUCCGUUUCAAUUCGGGUAUGGGAGAAACCCGCUUUCGAAACUUGAAGAGGAAGAGGAAGAGGAAGAGGAGGAGGUUGUACUUUGCGCAUCGGGAGAUGUACAUUGUGUGUCGAGGUUGUUGAAGAAGAAUUUGAGUUUAGGUGAACAUAGGAGUGCGAGUGAGCAAGCUCCGGGGAGUGCUUGUUUUGUGAAGUUGGGGGAUAUGAAAGAGGAGGAGUGGGGGAUAUUUUUGGAGAAAUUUCAGGAGCUGUUGGGGCCCGCGUUCGGGCAGCGGAAGUCGGGCGUUGUCGGGCAGAGGCUGAGACAGAGGUUGGGGACUUCUUGCCAGUUUUAA